Rhineura floridana is the source of this 2248-nucleotide messenger RNA. It is a transcript of the gene DNAJB6, whose product is annotated as DnaJ heat shock protein family (Hsp40) member B6. Gene Ontology annotation, biological process: positive regulation of proteasomal ubiquitin-dependent protein catabolic process; protein refolding. The record is from RefSeq and is a predicted model, not a curated record. Gene Ontology annotation, cellular component: endoplasmic reticulum membrane; cytosol. Gene Ontology annotation, molecular function: ATPase activator activity; Hsp70 protein binding. Bases 197 to 1162 code for a protein of 321 amino acids. Lineage: Eukaryota; Metazoa; Chordata; Lepidosauria; Squamata; Rhineuridae. The transcript is spliced from 10 exons.
ACGGCUCUUCCUCCACUUUCUGCGUGUGACGUGCUUCCUGUUUGCGGCCCUGAGAGGAGAGAUAUCGUCGCUACCGUCACCGCUGCUACUUAUCAGAGAGCGGGAAGGGAAGAGGGACGAGAGAGAAGCGCUGCAGUCGCCGGCCGGCCCUGAAGGAGAAGCUUGCAGGACUCCUGUUAUCAAAGCAAUAUAAAACAUGGUGGAUUAUUAUGAAGUUCUAGGAGUGCAUAGGCGUGCCUCUCCAGAAGACAUUAAAAAAGCGUACCGUAAACUGGCAUUAAAGUGGCACCCUGACAAAAAUCCAGAUAAUAAAGAAGAAGCUGAAAGACAAUUUAAGCAAGUAGCUGAGGCUUAUGAGGUUCUGUCCGAUGCUAAAAAACGUGACAUCUAUGACAAAUAUGGAAAAGAAGGCUUAAAUGGAGGCGGAGGUGGAAGUCAUUUUGAUAGUCCAUUUGAAUAUGGUUUUACAUUCCGGAACCCAGAAGAUGUCUUCAGGGAAUUCUUUGGUGGAAGAGAUCCAUUUUCAUUUGAUUUCUUUGAGGAUCCUUUCGAUGAUUUUUUUGGCAAUAGACGAGGGCCACGUGGGAACAGAAACAGAGGUGGUGGAUCCUUUUUCUCUGCCUUUGGUGGAUUUCCUGCAUUUGGAAGUGGUUUCUCUGCAUUUGAUACAGGCUUUACUUCGUUCGGUUCUCUGGGACAUGGGGGCCUUACUUCAUUCUCCUCCACAUCGUUUGGUGGCAGUGGGAUGGGUAACUUCAAAUCUGUAUCGACUUCAACUAAAAUAGUUAAUGACAGAAAAAUUACUACAAAGAGAAUUGUUGAGAAUGGACAAGAGAGAGUAGAAGUUGAAGAAGAUGGCCAGUUAAAGUCUUUAACAAUAAAUGGUGUAGCUGACGACGAAGCUUUUGCCGAGGAAUGCAGACGCCGAGGACAAAAUGCCUUGCCCUUCCAGCCUGCUAAUGUCCGCUCUCCAAAAUCCCUGAAGCCUGCUGCCUACCCCAAACAUGUCCUUCACUGUAAUAGUGAUGAGGAUGAUGACUUGGUUAUGACCAGCUGGGAGACGCCCAUUUAUUCAUCAGGAUACAAAGAAAUCAGCAAGAGGAAGAAGCAGAAGCUGAGGGAGGAGCAGAAGAAGAAGAAGUCAGCCAAGGCACCAUAUUAAAAUGGACUUCGAUGCCCCCAAACACUGACCCUUUUGCUGUCGUACCAUUUGACCCCACCCUCAUACUUUUCCUGGUGCAUAUCUUUUCUUAUGUCCCUUCUCACUUAGCAAGGGGGGACUGACUCCUCUCUGAAGUACACUAAACUUGCACUAUUAUGCUUGAGCACCACAGAUUCGCUUAAGCUUCUGUAAGACACCCCAGUCAGAAACCCGCUCCUUGGAAGUCAUUUUCAUUGAAAGCGUACGUCUUACUUCCAUGCAGCAUUUUUAGGAUCAGCACGUCAGAUACAUCAGAUAAGCAGAUCCUGGCUAGAAAUGUGUUGUAUUUUUGAAGUUUGAAAAGAUCUGAUGAUGUGGAACCUUUCUGACCUCUUCCUUUCCUGGGGAUAAAGCUACUGUAGUCUAGUGUGUUUCUUCUAGGACUUGAGAUUGUAAACACUGCAUCUUUAUUUCCAAAAACAAAUCAUUUUGAUCAUGGGAUAUUCUGACCUAAAUGAACCUUAAUAUGUUUUUCAUUUUAAAUUUUCCUUUGAGGAGAGUUGAGCUAAGUUUAAUCUUGCAUCGCGCAUAACAACUGAGGAUGAGUCUUGCCUUUUAGUUUAGCUGGUGGAAGAAGUAGCUGACUUUGCUUUCUAGUGCCAUUAUUUAUGUGCUUUAUCACAAAGAAUCUGCAAUGAUUUGAGAGAACAGGUUCCCAACGAGCUGCUUAGUGAAAUCACUCCUUGUGAGUUGAUUACAAUCCCUAGAACUUUCUCAAGCCAAAUAAUAAUAGACAUACUCUAUUACCUUAGUUCUCUUGGCUGGGAAUCAGCAGUCAUGAAGAUAUUUUCAUGCUAAGUAGUAUAAGGGUCAUAGCACCACAUCUGGCUUGUCAAAAUUCGCCUCUAGUACCUAGGAUGAUUUGUGAGGCUUCAUAGGCCAAGUGGAGCCUCAACUAGCUAAGAACCUCUGUUCCUUGGUCAGAUCUAGAAUACUUACUUGUACAUUGAGCAUAUAUAGUGUGUGUGUUGGUUCUCAUUCUGGCUAUAUGGAGGUGGGGACAUGUGCAUACUUGGAAAAUUUAGGAUUUGCUGUAGAGAGAUGACU